Rubroshorea leprosula is the source of this 620-nucleotide messenger RNA. NCBI's taxonomy places the organism in Eukaryota, Viridiplantae, Streptophyta, Magnoliopsida, Malvales, Dipterocarpaceae. The record is from the annotation of a GenBank genome assembly.
AGUGUGUGUGUGUUUUUUUCUCUUUUUUUUUUUUUUUUUUUCGUUUUGUGAGAAAUGUUUACAUUAUGGAAAUAUAUUAUCUAACUGUGGCCAAGUUGAAUGUUAUCACCGUCAUCAGAGCCUGGGAUUAUACACAAAUGGUAUUUAGUAGCCACAAAUGGCAGCUUACUUGCUGGGUAAUGCCAAGCUUGAGGGGUGAAACAAUUUUUACCAGUGUGGGUGAUCAGAGAAUCGGGAUCUCAGAUAGAGGGAAGGUUGUUUUUGUGGAGGUCAGAAACUCUUUUUCCUUUUUAUCUUAAAAAUUUUUAUGUAAUUUCUUCGGAAGGGCUGAUGUGUUUGAUGAUAGUAUAUUUGUAAAACUUUGAACAUAGAGGGCUAAUUGCCUAUUGAAAAGAAAUCUGUUUGUGAUUGUGGAGAACAUGAUCGGUGACUUGAAAAAAUAUAUAUAUAUAUAUCAAUUUUACGUUGGAUCUCAUGGUUUGGUUCCUCUUCCUUUGCUUUUUCUUCAUGCCCUUGUUAUAUGUUAUGCUUGUUCCACUCACAUUCAUUGGAAGCCUACUUCGCAAAUUGAUGUGAAUGCAAAAUAAUGCUUGUGUUGCUAAGAAAAACAGCAUUACGGA